GUGGAAGCGAAAGUUCUCAUAACCGUUAGCAAGCAAGUGCACGCUUAUCUAAAAUUGAAUAUUCAUGAUGGAUAUAAUUGGUUGGCCGAUGAAUAGGUGGUCUUGCAAAAUAAUUUAGCACAACAGUGAGCUCGAGUCAGUUUUACAUGUAUAACUAGCACCCUAAGCGUAUCGACGUACUACUAAAAUGGCCAGAUAUAGAGACCCUCACCUCCCUCUGUCAUCCCUGAACCUCCUGAUUCCUCCUCUGAGGCUGAUGUCAGCCUGUUUGUGGCAGGUGGCCCUGGAGCGAAAUGUAGACAAGUAUGACAAACUGGCUGAAUUUGUUUCAUUGGUGACGGAGAUUGUGCCAGAUCUUCUGAGCUACAAGCAAAGGACUCAGCUCAUCUUGGGACUGCGAGCACGGAUCAUUGUGGAAUUAGUAACAAAAGUGGAUCCCAUUGACUGCAGUGCUGUCCAGGAACAUCUCAUCAUUUUCCAAAAGAGUGAAACAAGCUGCAAUCAAGAGGAGGAUCAAGAUCAAGAGGUAAAGAUGUCAAAAUCUGCAUUUGUGAGGAAGAUUCAAACGUUACUCAAGGACAAGUCUGAAAAGGAUAAAUUUAUCAAAGAGUUGUUUCCAGAACUAUAUGGAGCCCGCUUUGAUACAGUGUUACAGAUCCUGCUGUGGGAGUUCUUCUACCGACUGGAGGAGUUUCUCCCCGUGCCAAGUUUCUCAAAGGUGUCCUCCUUUAUCGACCUGUCCUCUUUUGACUACGGAUAUGAGCAGUUUCUCUGUGAUCAAAACGAUAUCAAGACAAUUCUGCAGCAUCAAAAGCAGAGAAGAAAGCUGCCUAAAAGUGAAUUCUCCUUCUUGUCGGACAUUAUCCUGUCCACAUUAGCAUCCGAGCAGACAUCAGUGGAUUCAGGAGAUCCCACUGAAGGUGUAGGUGAUGGUGAAGAUGGAGACGACACAGAUGAAGAGACAGAUGACAGUUCAGACUCGCAUUGGCAGGACAGAGGGCUGUCACCACUGACAAACUCUCCAUGCUCUGAAAGGGGUGGGCCAGCAGGAGAUAAUGAUGAUGGCAACAACUUAGUCCCUCAAGGCACCCUAAGUUCCCCACCAGUUGUGCAUGAAACACAAGUGACACUCCAGGAGCAAAACUCAUCAAAUCCUGCAGUGAGCAGCACAGGAGUCCUGGAAAAUGACAGUGGAGGGUUCAAGCUGAACUUAGCCUCCUCUUUAAAGGAUAUUGAAGACCGCACCUGUCCUGUGUGUUACAAGACUUUCAGCCGAGCAAACGCGGCAAGACGUCAUAUAAAAGAUGCACAUCCAACUCAGGUGUUCCGCUGCAACAAAUGUGACAAAACUUUCCAAACAAACUGUCGCCUUGUCACACAUCUUCAAGCUCACUCCAAUGAAAGGCCGUAUGUUUGUUCCUACUGUGGCAAAAGACUCUCAUGUCCUAAAGUGCUGAAAACUCAUAUACGAGUUCACACUGGGGAGCGCCCGUAUGCAUGCAAGUUUUGCAAUAAGAAAUUUGACCAGAAGUACACGCUGACAUCACACAUCAGAUUGCACAGAGGGGAGAAGCCGUUCUUGUGCAGCUAUUGUGGUAAAACAUUUUCAUCCAAGGGUGGUUUGAUGGUGCAUACACGGCUCCACACUGGAGAAAGACCAUAUCGCUGCAAGGAAUGUGGACAAGGUUACAGAACACUGCAAACACUCAAAGCCCAUCAAACUCUUCACACUGGGGAGCGUCCAUACUCCUGCCAUCUGUGUGGAAAGCGUUUCCGCCUCAGUUCAGGACUGACAAAACACAUGAUCAUUCACAGUGGGGAGAAGCCUUAUCAGUGUGUUAUCUGUGAAAAGAGAUUUAACCUAGCAAGCAACCUGAAGAUACAUAUGAGAAGUCACCAAACAACAAAAAAAGCCAAGGCACCAACAGAGUGAUCUCAUCAGUGUGGGCCCUCAAGAUGACAACAGAAACAGCUGGUGAAGUCGCUUCAAACCGCACAGAUGUUCGGAAAGCUCAGUGGGAUGAGUGAAGAACAUCUGGAUCAGAAGAAUAACAAGGGGACACUGAGAAAGGAUGUGAUUGGUUGUUUACAGC
Messenger RNA from Cheilinus undulatus (humphead wrasse), 2093 nucleotides. RefSeq names its product zinc finger protein 436-like. Gene Ontology annotation, cellular component: nucleus. Bases 188 to 1933 code for a protein of 581 amino acids. The record is from RefSeq and is a predicted model, not a curated record. The transcript is spliced from 9 exons. NCBI's taxonomy places the organism in Eukaryota, Metazoa, Chordata, Actinopteri, Labriformes, Labridae. Gene Ontology annotation, biological process: regulation of transcription by RNA polymerase II. Gene Ontology annotation, molecular function: DNA-binding transcription factor activity, RNA polymerase II-specific; RNA polymerase II transcription regulatory region sequence-specific DNA binding.